Messenger RNA from Haemonchus placei, 1005 nucleotides. The record is from the annotation of a GenBank genome assembly. Lineage: Eukaryota; Metazoa; Nematoda; Chromadorea; Rhabditida; Trichostrongylidae.
AUGUCCAUCCCUAACCACGUUCUGGAGCAGUAUGAACGAAAAUUAAACAGUCUCAGUGGAAGUGGAGAUCGGGGACGACCGGCUGGAAAACUGCGAACGAAAAGGUAUCGAUGCAUUGAGGAAUAUUUGGACGAAGAUGGUAAUGUCAUCGAAGAAGGAAAAGAGCAUUUCACCACCGUAGCGCCCAUUACGAGCCCAACGUCGGAAAGACCUCUCACUGACUCACCUCAAUCUCUAGGUAGCAAAGGCAAGUCACUUGAUUCGACAAAGAAGCCAAAGAACGAAUAUAAAGUAGGCGUUGACCAAAUCAAAGAGGAACAACUGAAACGAACCAAGACACCGGUUCUGAAGCCCUGGAAAGGGGUUAGAGUGAUGAUAAAGAAAAAACUCAAAAUGAAGAAGAAGAAGAGCAGACUCUCUAACUCCAAUGAGGACGAUUCGGGAAUGCUUGACGAUGACGAAUAUCAGGAUUUCGGUGAAUACGUCUCUUUUUACCCUGUGAAGAUGGGCCCUCGAGCACGUCCAUUUCUUGACGUCCCUGUAAGAAGAUAUGCUACGAGACGCGCCUUCGGUAGACCAAUGGUGGACCCAUCUUCGUUAGGACUCAGCACCGACAGACGCCUGAAUAUGCUACCGGCGAAGCAAAUUCCGCGUGAUAUGCAUAGACUGCGUUCCCUUCCUAUGGCACCAUCGCCACAGAUGCCAUCGCCAUUGACGCCAUCGCCACUGACGCCACCACUGCCAGCACCACUGCCCCCGCCACCGACUGCAACGCAGCCGACACCAUCGACACAAUCUUCACUGCAGAAUGACGUUCCCUUAGAAGAUUCGACACCUCAAUCGUGCUCCAAAAUGUAUCGACUUGCUUCAACUUUUGGUAUUAGCGACAUUACUAUCUAUGCUCGGAAGAACUGCCGUUUCUUACAGAUGUUUGCUCCAGGAUUCACUUGCGAACAGAUUUCACAUUUCGUCGAUUCAUGUCGCAAAUAUAACGUUGUAUCAUAG